Molecule: messenger RNA, 8994 nt
Organism: Dermacentor andersoni
Lineage: Eukaryota; Metazoa; Arthropoda; Arachnida; Ixodida; Ixodidae
Biological process (GO): regulation of alternative mRNA splicing, via spliceosome
Cellular component (GO): nucleus
Molecular function (GO): mRNA binding
Source: RefSeq, a predicted model, not a curated record
CGGGCAAGACAGAUGACAAUUAUAGUUGUGGGAGAAGAUACGACCGAAAGAGUGUAAAGAUUUUUAAGAAUGCAGGGACGGAUACUUACAUCGAAGAUGCUGGGAGUCGUUCUUAUCGCACCUGAGAAAUGUUUGCUCAGUUGCAGCCAAAGGAAGCAAAAAGGCAAUGCCUCCAGGGAAAGUAGUGCGCGAAAUGACUAACUUUUCUUUUUUUUUUUUUGCCUUCAAGAAAUAAUAAAAAGGCAUCCAACGCCUGCUAUUGGGCUACCACGGCAGCGAUCACCACGUCGACAUUUUUUUUUUAGUAUUUUUCUAUGUGUGCCAUAGUUAGGGCCCUGGGAGUGUUAUCCUGCACCAUUCACGACCAUGGUAGUGGACGUGCAACAUUCAACCGCGGGGUGACCGGUAGUACUGGAACUCGGAAGACGGCCAUUCGAAAACCAAUGACCAUUGCAUCCAAUGCGUUUUGCACUUUUUUACUGCUUCAGCAUGCACGAUACAUGGACCGUGCGCAAUGAGCAUAUGCAAUGAUAAACGCCCGCUAACUCGCACGGAGCCGGUCAUUUCGGAACUCCGCGCCAAAGGCGAUGAGCUUCCGCGAUUUCCCGCUCCCCUUUCCGACGGGCGCUGCGGUCGCUUUCCGCCUCUCCACGCCACCGCCCGAUGUUUCUCGCGCGGAUCGUCCGCUCGUUUUCGCCUCGGCGCGUUCACAGAGCGUCGUCUGCUAUUCCUCUGUGUGGGCGCCCGAUCCCCGCUGUCGGCAAGCAGCGGCUGGCUGCCCGACGGAGCUGUUACGUUCGUUCCUCGGACGCGGCGGCGUCUUUUGACAACCACGUCGCUCGCUGAGCGGAUUUCCUAUCUUAUCUCGCACUCGUCCACAAAACACGCCUCCUGGAGUGCGUGACGAUUUGUGCAUCGCGCACUUCCUUCCCUGCGCGCUUACUCCUCGUGCACCUUGUAAUUCGCCGGUUUCUGCGGAAGGAUUACGCGGCGGGAUCAGUGUGGGAGUGACCGUGUUUGCAGGAGCGUACGCUGAACUCCAGUGGUUCCUCGCCUGUUGAAUAUUGAAAGUGUGUUGGUGAUCUCCCUUGGCGACCACCUGUCAUGGCAGCGGGUUUUGGAAAAAUGCAGCAGACAAUGGAUAGCAGGACAUACCUCGCCGAGCUAAUGGGUGAACGAGAGAAGCUGUCUGGACACGCCGCUAGGCUCGUAGACCAAGAGAUCCAGCGUGUACAGAGCCAGAACGGCAGCAGCGCCCGGUCGUCCCACACCUGGGUGCCACCGGGACCUCUCAUGGACAUCCACAAGGGGCGCUCGGUGCGACUCCAGGUCCGCGUGCAAGUGCCCGUGAAAGACCACCCGAACUUCAACUUCGUCGGCAAACUGCUGGGACCCAAGGGCAACUCAUUGAAAAGGCUUCAGGAAGAGACGCAGACUAAGAUGGCUAUACUCGGCAGGGGCUCUAUGAGAGACAAAGCAAAAGAGGAAGGCCUGCGGCAGCUGAAAGACCCCAAGUAUUGGCACCUUCACGAGGAGUUGCACGUCGAGGUGAAUGCCUUCGCACCACCGGCUGAAGCAUACAGACGCAUGGCCUUCGCCCUGACUCAGCUCAAGCCCUUUCUUGUGCCCGACUACUACGACGAGAUUCGACAGACGCAGCUUCGUGAAUUGGCGCUUCUCAAGAACGACCGCAAGAACGGGGCGGCGGCUGCGGGGUCCCUCGAGUCGACGUCCUCAUUGUCACAGGCACCGCUCGCCGCUGCGCCACCUGGGACUGCGUCCCCGCCGUGCGGGAACGAACUGGUGGUGGUCAACGCCGGCAGCAACGCUUCUGCGCACCAGGAAGCGUCUUCCGCCUGCCGCUCUUCGCCUCCAACGCCUCCGACACACCCGGCGCUGCGACCCGGAGUGGCCGGCCUGGUGCUCACGGCCGACGGCCUCUCGCAGCUUCCGCCGGGACUGCAGGUCUCCUCCUCGGCGGCGGGACUCGCCCGAGGCGUCGUCGCGCCUCCGACCACGACUGCGGCCGUGUCCGCCGCCGCUGCCAAGGCCGCCUACCUGUUGCACGGCUCCCGGAUGCUUCCGGUGCGCCUGUCGCGGAAGGGAGCCCUGCGAGCCGCGGCUCUCACGCUGGGCCGUGCGGCCGCGGUCGGAGCUCUGAGGCACAGCGCGGCCGUGGAGCUCAUAUCGGCCGACUGCGCCGACGAAUUCCUUUACGGAGACGAGUAUCCAGAUAACAACUUCGACGGCAGCGUUUACGAGCAAGCGUUCACUACAAUUGAGGAGCAAGGGUUCCCCCGCCCAAACGCGGAGGAGAUGCAGAAUAACGGUUUUGCCACGGAUGCAGACUUCGCAGAGUGGGCGGAACCCCCACUGCGGACCCACUGUCACCUGCCGGCACGCCUGAAGCCUUCGCAGACAAUGACGAGGAGACUGUACCGGCCGUACGGUCCACUGCCAUCACGGUUCUGAGCUGCCGUGGUUUGGAAAACCGCGGCUGCGUGACCACAAUACUGUAGAUCUCUGCGCGACAUCCUUGUGGUGCAGCCAAGGCCGAAGCUAACACAUUGUACAUAUUCAGAGUGUUUUCUUCAUUGUUCAUGAGAGGUCUACCGCAGAGAUUUUAAUACUCUGCAAGAAUGCGGUAGAAUGUGGUGCAUACUGGAGUUCCUCAGAGCGCAUGCAUUGUUAGCAUUACUUGACUGCUUUUACUGGCGGAACAAAAUCUUUUGGAUGAACUCUGAACUCUUGACAACAGUGUUGCUAGCAGCGUGUCACAUGUUCACAAGCGUGUGCUACGAUCCUUUUCCACCAACCACUUCGCUAUUGUAAAUACUGCAUCGACGUGCAAGCCAGUCGUGUUGGCACCAGAAGAACGCUCAGUUUUCAGACUGUUGUAUUGCAUGCAGAUAUGUAUCAGCCGUUCAUCUAAGGCUGGGGUUUAUGUCAACUCAAAGUGGCCGUGAAGGCAUACCGAAGAACGAGCACAUUUCUUUUUUAAGUACUGCAGGCAGUUUGCAUGCUUUGCCACUAAACCAAAGUGGUAUGCCACCGUUACAUCAGGCAUUUAGCUAGUAGACAUCAGUAACUCAUGCUGUACACCUACUGCCGAGCAACUCUAUGUUCCAAUGUUGUGACAAAAUAUCCCCAUGCUUGGUGCUUGGUAUCCGUGAAAAACACUGCAGCCAGAAAAAAAGAUGUUUCGUACACUUCUAGGAACACCCCUUUGAUCACUUCUCCUUUUAAUCUCACUUUUUUUACACGAACCUAGCUAUACACAAAUGUGAAAAUCGUGUCUCUUGUGUUGACGUCAUCUACAGUCUGAUUUCAUUGAUGGUGCAAUAUGGCUGAACAUUUCUGCAGCAUCAAUGUGUUGUCAUUUGUUCGGCUGCUAGAUUCACAAUUGCUAUUCCUAGUGUGAUAGUCUGCAUUUCUUGUCUGUACACAUGAGACAUACAAUACCAAAGUUGACAGGGUUCCGUCCCUUCUCAUGUUAUUUUCCCUCAUACGAAUUGUAUUGUGUGUCUUUUAUUGUAGUAUGUACGUGAUGUGAUGCCAAAUCAUGGUACUUUUUAUUCCACACAACUACAAUCAUGGCAUGGCGGCGCAUUAAUAUGAUCAAAAGAUUUCCACAUGCACGGUGUUGUGUUACUCUUGCAGAAGGUUGCACUGGAUUACUUAGGUUGAGAGAUAGGUGUGUUAUGAAAUGCUCUGCUUUAACAAUUAUAGCUUAGAUGUUGGAGCAUGAUUCCAGAUAACUAUUGUUCUUAGUGCAACAUAUGUUUGACAACUGCUAUUAGUGUGGAAUUGAGGACAAUGACCACAUUAUACGUCUCAAGUACCAGGUAAGGCAAAUAUAAAAUAAAAAUAUACAAAGUAGUCUGAGAAAAUGCUUGCUUACUUGCCGCAUUUGCCACUUCUAAAAUGCGUUCGCAACGUUCCUACUUUGCUGAAUGUGUAGCUGGCAACCACGAGCGUAACAUUUUGGUAAGGCUGCUUAUGAAAAACCUGAGGCUUAGCUGCACUUCAAAUGCAGGCAGUAAUAUAACAUUUGUUUGCACUUAUAGCACAGUCAGGUGCAUGACGAAUUAUUACUGGCAGUACAGAUACACCACCUGAAUUCUUACCCUUAAGGCAAACCGAGAACUAGAGAAAAAGUACGAAUGAACGUUGCAACUUCAGGCAAUGAACUUCUAAGUAACAUAAAAUGUUGGGGUUGCUGGCCAAGUAAAAAUUCAAAGUGAUAUUUUGUGGCCUUUACCGGUGAGUGUUCACAACGAGACGAACGUGAACCUGUCAUCGUUUCUUGAAAAACAAAGGUAUGCAGUGCACAUGCAUGCACAGUUCUCACAUUUUCUGGUUUGUCCUAUAGAUUAUAGCAGACAUUUUGAUAAUUUGAACAGUUAAUCAAUCAGAUACCUGCUAGUCCAACUUGUAUCUUCGAUUUGAUUGUCUCUCCAUGUUCUGUAUGGUGACUGUUUAAUAAAUGGCCUGGCAAGAGCCUUAAGCACUCUUCCCCCUGAGGAGUCACAGUUGCGUUCCUAGAUCAUUCCCUCAAACUUUUACAUUAGGGCCACAAAACAUCACUCUGAAUUUUGACUUGGCCAGCAACCCAAGCAUUUUCUUUCAUUUAGAAGUUCUGUGCCUGAAGUUGCAGCGUUAUUUCGUACUUUUUCUCUAGUUCUCGGUUCUUCCUUUUAUUUACAGUUAUCAAUUUGUCUUAGUUUUUUAUGUGAGUAUAUAGUCUCUCGGGAAAAGCUGACGGAGCUUCUCGUUGAUCCUUUCCUUAUUGACUGUGCUCACACGAUACACUCAUAAGCAACAUGAGCUUUGUUGUCGCUUAUGCUGACAAUCUCGCUGGUUGACAUCGACCUGGUAUCCUAAUCAAGGAAUACAGUCCAAUAAGAUAGUAUCUUGUGCAGUACUUGCUUAUCCGAGCGACUGCUCAUCCAGCUUGCAACGUAUAGCCGUGCACAUCAUAAAAAAUUCAAAUUCAAGAAGUAACAGCACAGGCCUCUGUGGAAGAAGUCCUCUAAGGACUUUUUAGUGUAUUCUUUUCUAUAAUUUGCUUUGGCCAUUGACUGCCACCUGGUUUAGCAGACAAGGUUGUUUGCCCAGUAUGUGUGCAUUGUAUAAGCCCAUUUACCGAGGAAGCAUAUCACUACCUUACUUUUUUGGACACAUAAUGUAAUGUGGGUGUCAAAACUUUACCAGUUGCAUUAUCUGACAAAAUGUUCGAUUUGUGCCAUUCCUCUCUAGACUGCCUAGGUUUGUGAAAUGCAUUUAGAAGCUAAACGGCCAAACUGAGCAGAAAGAAAUCUUUUUGGCUGAACCUAUGAGCAAAAACUGUGGACGCCUAGCGUGCCGCCGUGUGAAGUGUGAAAGUGUGACGCUGGCUUCUUGAGUUGUUUGUUUUUCUUGUGGUCUUCAAAUAUGCUAGUCCCUUUGGGUGUUAAAACAUUAGUUUUAUGUGUGUUUAAUUUGUUGCACGUUUGCACCGGCAUUAUGACAUUUGGGAUUGUGAAAGCAUUCGUGUCAAGAUCAUCGAACACCUAUGUAGGCUGUGUGUCGUUGUGGUCGGUGAGGCUUUUUGUAUCCGUCUAGUGUCCGCUGAGGAAGUUUUUCCAGUACGUUACAUUCAUUAUGAAUUUAUUAAUGCAUUAGCGUUAGGAGUAUGAAAGUGUAGAAAAGUAUGAUGGUGGUCUUCUCCAGACCACCAUCACUUGUAGUUCCCUCCUUGAAGAGGGAGGACGUGUAUAGAGUGAGCUCCUGAACAACACUUUUCAAUGUGGUGAACGUGAUUUAAAUCGAUGAUCCGAGGCCUGAAAUAAGUAAUGCUAACACAUGUCUCUCGCAUUUACUGCUAAAUUGGCACUAAAGCUUCUUGCUUAGAUAUUGUUCUGUAUUGCUUCAAGUAAGUGGCAUUUGAAUUUUAUUGUUACCUUGAAGAUGUUGUGAAAUGCAGCUGACAUUGUAAUAUUUAUAAUGGCAUAAUUGGCCGUUGUGCGAUCGUACAGUUUCUUAAAUAUAUACUGUUAGAUAUUGCGUGAAGAGCAUGUUCCCGGAAGAACAGAGAUGGAAUGUGUAAAUUGUUUGUGCCAUGUACUGUUGAUGUUUUUUGGUAUUUUGCAACACAAGUAUUCCUUUUCGCUAUGAAGGUAUGAUAUUUUUGUUUACUGCCACAUGUCACUUUGUAGUGAGCCUCAAGGCCUUUAGGAUUCUCUACAGUUUACAGGAUCAAUAGAUAGUUUUCUCUUUGCCUGCUAUGUUUUCACAGGAAGCCAUGCUGGUCGCAUAACGUUGUCUUAGCAGCAGUGCCCUUUGCUUAACAACACUGUGUUGUUGAGAAGACACUCGAGUUGAGCGCUCACUAAGGGAGGUGCACUGUAGGGAGUUGCACUUUUUCAAUACCUCAAGAAGGGCCUCUUCGAAAGCCAGAUUAUAGAACAGCCAAUCUCUCGAAACAUUUGGCUUCGAAGAAGAAGUUGGGCUGUAUAUAGAUGUUGUUGCUCUGUACGGUGCUGUUGCCUUUACAAUCAAAUUGGCGUGUUUCAAUGUCUGAGUUUUUCAACGAUGUUAACUCAAAAGGCGAGGAAGCAGAAACAGUGACUGGGGUCUUUUUUGAGAUAUAACCUACCAUUCAUUUACCCUGAAUGCUGUGAGUGUUGAAAAAUAACUCGCAUCAUUAUGUAGACAUUUUGCCCGCUUUCAUAACUACACUCUUAGGCAAAGUUACACCCUUUGGGGUGUAGCUCUGCCACACAACAAUAAUCUUCAUCUGCCUUGCUUGCCUUUCCUUUAUUGAAAAUGCUGCGCCCGCUACUUUCCGGUCGGAAAUGCUAUGCAUGCUGAUAACGUGCAUGCCCUUCGUUACUGGAAAGUACCAAGCUCGCCACGUUAAAGGAAGGAAAUGCAGACAAGACAGAUGACGAUUAUUGUUGUGUGGCAAAAGGGUGUAAUUUUGCUUAAGAGUGUAUAUGGACCUUAUCACCAAGCGUCAUUUCACGCACUGCUUCCCUCUUCUUGGGAUGUUCGGGAAACUGAUUUGCACCCAGCGAUGUGAAUAGGGUGCUGAAGUGCUGCACAAAGCGAUUCGUGCAGAACAAGGGGACAUUAUGUUUGAGCCGUUGUAUUCACAUCACAUUGGGCAUUAUUGUGUGUUCUAUAUUACAAAUGUCAAGGGCAUUCUUAAGCAUGCUCACUUUUUGAGCUCCACAACCUAAGAAAAUCUCUAAGAAGAAGGUAAUGAAAAAUGCCACUGAAAAAAAAGACGACUGCAAAAUUUCCAUUUCUCUUUGUGCUCAAAGCUAGCAUUACCCUCGCCUAAUAUACAAUUGGACAUGUGAUGUAAAUCCCAAAUCGCGACAAAUAUGACCUGAUAGGUGUGACACUGCUUCAGAAUGUGAAUACAUUUGUCGUUUCACUGUGCUGCGAAAGCUUUUAAUUAAUUCAUUCAGUCCGUUUGUUUUUGCAGCAGUAGAAAUAAACAGGUGACAAAUUUGAAUUCACUGGCCUUUUCGUUCAUAAGUAUUACAUGCCAUUUGCCGGCUGGCUUUACUACUAGAAUGUCCAUCACCACAUAUGGUCGGCAGUUGCUAUUGCGAACAUUUAUAGAAUAAGAAUAUGUUCCCUGUAUACGAGCUCAGAACAACAGGCAAGAACUUGUUGUUACAUUUUGUUCUUUUAGUCUGUGCUACAGUUUGCAUUAGGAAACAGCCUCAAGCAAGAUUUCUGUAGUUAUGUGCACCAAAGACUACAUGCAGCGUAGAAUUGGAGCAGGAUUCGUCGAGAGCUGUGUAUGAAUUCUUGUUCUGAGAGAGUCGCUUCAAAUACAAACAUUCUUUCUUUGCUUACGUAUUUUUCCAACUUAGGUGUUUUCGUAGCACAGCGACUGUGCUGCAUCUGAGUUGGGAAUAUACGCACAGGCUGUGUAGCCUUUCACUCCUUAAACCAGAAUGCGUUCUGAAGUUCCAUGCCCUGCGUGUUUCUUGGAGCUAUGCAACUACUGUGCUCUCUUUUGUGUCACGUUUGAACACAAAUUGUAUGGAAAUUCCAGUGGUCUGGCCAAUCGAUGCGAACAGUUAGUUGCACCGCGCUUUAAGUUCAAAAGAAAGUAUUCGAGUCUAAUCUUUUUAAGCUGUUCUGCUUCAUUGUAUGAUCUAUGUUUUCAGCUUUUAUACAAUGCAAAUUGAUAAAGAAGGUCACUAUGGAAAUUGAUAGCAAAUUAGUCUUCGCGCAGGACAAAGGAAAUGCAGGGCAUUCUCGUGACCCACCAAUGUGGCUCAGGGGCAAUGGCGCAUUUAUGUUAAGUAAAAUAUCGCGUGUUUGAUUGGCCCGCCGACGAGGCCGAAUUCUAAUGUCGGCGGUAUGCGAAGACUCCUGCACUUAAAUUUCGGUUGCGUCCUAAAUAACCCGCAGGGCGAUCACACUUGAUUCGGACUCCUGAAUCGUGGUAUCCGAUGUAUCCCGCUUGCCUGGGGAACAUAAACCCGGUGCAAUCAAUAAAUGAUGAAAUGCUUCCGUGAGCCGCGUUGAUUUUAUUUCAAUGUUUGUUUGAACGAUGCUGGUUAUUCAGGGCCCAAAGUUAGCUGACGUCUUGUGCGCGUACUGCGAAUGUGCUUGUUGUGCACCCUGUUUCUGCCCUGUACAUAUCACCACACGUUCCUUUGUAGCACGAGUUGUCCGCGUAGUGCAGACCGUCUGUGCUCUGGUGAAUGGUACCUCGUUCUGUUGUUUCGUGAAUGAGACGCCCCCCCCCCCCCUCCUCCCCCGGACGCUUGUGGCUGCCUGCGUGUUUACCCGGAAGGCGAGUCCCACUUCAUGCUUUGCCCUCACUUUAGUGAACACACGUGUUGAAACUUGUUUCGAAAUAAACGACCUUGUUUGCCACGCAGCCUACAUGACUCAUGGAAAUGCAUGAAUCCCUGUUUUUUUUUUUUUUUCUCAUAGGAUUCAGUAUGGAGUUACGAAUAAACAUGUAUUGCACAGCCCUUA